Molecule: messenger RNA, 1242 nt
Organism: Acanthamoeba castellanii str. Neff
Lineage: Eukaryota; Discosea; Longamoebia; Acanthamoebidae
Product: mevalonate kinase
Exons: 8
Coding region: 1-1242 (413 amino acids)
Biological process (GO): isoprenoid biosynthetic process
Cellular component (GO): cytoplasm
Molecular function (GO): mevalonate kinase activity; ATP binding
Source: RefSeq, a predicted model, not a curated record
AUGAUAAUCUUGUCUUUUUUGCUAUCACAGGUGAUUUUGUUUGGGGAGCAUGCUGUGGUGUUCGGCAAGACCGCUCUUGCGGCUUCUCUCUCCAACUUGCGCACGUUUGCCCACUUGACUGCGGGCGGCGAGGGAGUUGUGGCGCUGGAGCUGCCCGACCUCCCAUCUGCCCCCACCUUGGCCUUCGCACUCCCCGAGCUGCAGGCGCUGCGAUCCCACUUCCACGGCGUCUCCCUCACCGACGCCGACGAAAAGGCCGCUGAGCCCGCCGAUGACGACGCGGCGGUGAAGGCCCUCAAGGUCCUGUGCGCGCAGCGGGCCGACGAGAGCGAGCACCACUUCUCGGCGCUGGUGGUGUUCCUCUAUCUCUACCUCUCCCUGGCCACCGCCGCAGCCGACCGCGGCACGAAGGCGACGGAGAGUGUGCGAGUGCGCAUCCGAUCGACGGUGCCCGUGGGCGCCGGCCUGGGUUCGUCGGCAGCCUUCUCGGUGUCGUGCGCCGCCGCGUUGCUCCAGCACUUUCAUGGCUCGCACGGCGCCGAUGGCGCUCCCACUGAGAACGCGGCCACGUCCAAGGCCAACAUCAACCGAUGGGCGCUCAAGGCCGAAAAGAUCAUCCACGGCACACCGUCGGGCAUCGACAACUCCAUCGCCACGUUCGGUGGUGCUCUGACCUUCCAUCGAAAGCAAGUCGAAGGGCGCGUCGUGGGUGUGAUGGAGCACUUGGACAGCUUCCCUCCGCUCCAGUUUGUGCUCACCAACACAGCCGUGCCGCGCAAAACUUCGGUGCUGGUGGCUGGCGUGAGAACGUUGCGCGAGCGCUACCCGGAGGUGAUCGAUCCCGUGCUGGACUCCAUCCAUGCCCUCACCGUCAAGGCCAUCGGCUACCUCGCCGCCGCAGCCAACUCGCAGGCCUCGGAAGGCGAGUUGCACACACACCUGGCGUCGUUGAUCGACGUCAACCAUCACUUGCUCAACGCCGUGGGCGUGGGCCACCCUCAGCUGGACAAAAUUCGCCUCCUAUCGGCCCAGUACAAGCUGCACAGCAAGUUGACGGGCGCCGGUGGUGGCGGAUGCGCGUUCACCCUCCUCACGAACGAAACGAGCGAGGAGCAGACCAAGCAGCUCAUCGCCGACCUCGACCGAGAGUUCGGCCCCAGUUCGUCCCUCACCACCGGCGUGGGCGGGCCAGGCGUCACCUUCCACGGCACAGCCGACCUUCCCACUCACUUCCACAACUGA